AAAAAUCAAUAAGUAAAAUAGAGGCCUGUCGUACAGUUCGCGAUCACAUAAGUACUCUUUAAUUUUCUCAAAGCUGCGGUCGCCGCUUUCUCGAUCUCAUCAUAAUAUCUCUGUGUCUGAUUUGGUAAGCAACAUCAAACGUUUUCUUAAUUUGAGAGAUCAAGGUUUCGGUUGUUUCAAUUUGUAGGGCUUUUCCUCUUCGUUUCGUGCUUCGAUUUCUAGGUUUUUCACUUUCGAUUUCGCAUUAUAUAGCCGAAUUUCCAGUGAUUACCCCAGAAUUUCAGUAUCUUCUAUCGAUUUUUAUCUCUUCUUUCUAUUCAUUCGGUUUUUGAUUUCGUAUUAUCUUUAGAUCUGAAAUUCGUUUGGCUUAGGGUUUGAAUUUGUGUUCUUCUAAAUUUUUGAAAAUUAAAAAACAAAUUGAAUUGAUUGUAUACUAGAAUUAGGGUUUACUGGAAGUCAUUAAGGGGAUUUGAAUUGCGAUUAUUGCUUUUAGUUAAGUAUAGAUUCUGUUAAGUUUAUAUGGCGGCUGGGAGACAUGGGGGUUACCGUGACAAUGAAUUCAGAGACCGAGAGGCUGAUUUUGAAGUGUCAAGGCGUGAAUAUGCUUAUUCCAAAGAGGAAUAUGACUAUGAGCGGAUUAGGAAUAGUCAUCAUGAAAACAACAAGCGGGGUCGAGUUCGUUAUUUGAGAGAUAGGGUUAGACAAAAGGAUAUCAAAGAGAGGGAAGUGAUGACAAAUGCUGGUUAUCACUCCUCAUCUAGUAGGAGUGAUUCAGGUGGUGGCCGUAAUAGUCAUGAGCCAAAGCAAAAGGAGUUUCUAGUUAAGGCUAUUGAUAAGGAGCCUGGUGAGUUGUCAAGUGAAAGUGGGUCUGAUGAUGCAACUGAGAUUAACUCUGUAUCGAAAGGUAAGGAUAAUGAAGUAUCCAAGGUGGUAGAGAAUGGGAUUCAAUCUCCUUUGGAAAGAAAAAGGAAAUUUUCUCCUAUAGUGUGGGAUAGAGAUGAUAAUGAUAUAAGUAAAAGUAGGAACCCACUGAUUGUCACGACUCUUCCCCCUCCACCACCUUUGCCCAAGACAUAUCACAAAUCACCUAAUGUUGUUCCAGAUGGAGGUGUACAUGUAUCCCCCCUGAAGAGUUGGAUAAACCCAGAUUUGCAGUCUAUUUCACUAAUUGAUCCACCUGUUCUACCUAGGUCAGUUGAAUAUGAUACUUCUGAGUCUCCUGUAGGGUUGUCUUCUUCACCAUCAAAAGAACAACAAGGGGGUAACGUUCAGGAAUUGGAGCGUUUAGAUGACGAAGACUAUGUACCAAUGCGGAAUAUAUCUUCUUCGAGAUGGGCAGCUGGAAACAGUUCUCCUGUUGAUGAAGGUGAAAUUUUAGAAGAUGAGGAAGUUCCUAAAAGGAGGAAGAAAAUGCCUCUUUCAGAGUCUUUGCAAACCAGAUUACGAAACAAAUCCAUUAGUCCUGAGCUUGUGGAGCUUAAGAGAACAGGGUCUGAAAGGGCUAGAUCCAGGUCAUCUGAAUCUGAUGAACGAGGCAGCCACGCUAGAUCUUUGAGUGGAGAUGAUUAUCUUGGUAAUGAUUCCGAGAAGGAUGAUAGCAUAGAGAUUGAUGAGGAGCGGAACCAUGAUAAUAUUAGUGUUAGUGGGUCUGAUGCUAAUUUAGAUGAUGAAACUGACUCUCGUGAGACUUCAGAACCUGCAGCACCUCCUCAAAGAAGUAUAAAUAUGCUUCAGGGGUGUAGAAGUGUUGAUGAGUUUGAGAGGCUAAACAAGAUAGAUGAGGGCACUUACGGUGUUGUAUAUAGAGCUAAAGAUAAAAAAACUGGGGAAAUUGUAGCCUUGAAGAAGGUAAAGAUGGAAAAGGAAAGAGAAGGUUUUCCAUUGACUUCUCUUAGAGAAAUAAACAUCCUUCUUUCUUUUCAUCAUCCAUCAAUUGUUGAUGUUAAAGAAGUUGUUGUAGGGAGUAACUUAGAUAGCAUUUUUAUGGUGAUGGAAUAUAUGGAACAUGAUCUAAAAGGACUGAUGGAGGCAAUGAAGCAGCCAUUCAGUCAGAGUGAAGUGAAAUGCCUCAUGCUCCAGCUAUUAGAGGGUGUCAAGUAUCUUCAUGAUAACUGGGUGCUUCAUAGAGAUUUGAAGACUUCAAACCUACUUUUGAAUAAUAGGGGUGAGUUGAAGAUCUGUGACUUUGGUUUGGCUCGUCAAUAUGGGAGUCCAUUGAAACCAUAUACUCAUUUGGUGGUUACUCUUUGGUACAGGGCACCAGAACUUUUAUUGGGUGCAAAACAAUAUUCAACUGCAAUUGACAUGUGGUCAUUGGGGUGUAUCAUGGCUGAACUAUUGUCUAAGGAGCCACUGUUCAAUGGCAAAACUGAAUUUGAUCAACUCGACAAGAUUUUCAGAAUCCUCGGCACCCCAAAUGAGACAAUUUGGCCGGGAUUUUCAAAGCUGCCUGGUGUGAAGGUCAACUUUGUCAAGCAUCAGCUUCCAGCUUUGGGAGAUUCUGAUCUGGCUAUCUGGCCUCCAUUGGUGAUAUUUUACUUGCACAGCUUUUUCUUGCUUGUUUGUAUUAAUUGCUGACUUUUCCUUGCAGGUAUAACCUGCUGCGUAAAAAAUUCCCAGCAACAUCUUUCACUGGAUCGCCAGUUCUAUCUGAUGCUGGGUUUGACUUGUUGAACAAACUCUUAACAUAUGAUCCUGAGAAGAGAAUAACAGCUGAUGCUGCCCUUAAUCAUGAUUGGUUCCACGAGGUUCCUCUUCCUAAGUCCAAAGAUUUUAUGCCUACCUUUCCUGCUCAACAUGCUCAAGACAGGCGCAUGCGAAGAAUUAUGAAGAGUCCAGAUCCUUUGGAAGAGCAGCGUAGGAAGGAGCUGCAACAAGGGGAGCUAGGGACAGGUGGUUUGUUUGGCUAAUAGAAUUAUAAUUUGCCAACUGUGUCAAAGAUCCCAUGCUUUAAAUUUUCAAAGUAGGCAAACGCACACAGUUGAGGUGAGGGACAUGCAUUCAACAGAAGUUGCGAUCAUUGCUUGUCAGACAAUCAUUCAUGCUGUUUUUUAGCAGGCAACUGUUGUGAUUUGGGUGGAAAACUAUUUGCCACCUACCUUCCAACAAGAUUUCUUGCAGGUUAUCUUUGUCCUCUGGCUCCAGGAAUCAUGUAGAAAAGCAUCUGUGAUACUGCUUACAUCGCAAGGUGUGGUGUUAUAGCUUUUCUUCUUGAAAAUAUCAGUUUCGGCUGGAACUUGUGUAUGUAACAUAUUCUUAUUGGCACAUUGUAAAACAUUAUCUUGAAAUUUGGUUUUAAAUUAGAAAAUUAUGGAAUUUACUACCCGCUAUCAUUUUUAAUAUUCACAUUGUGUUUGCAAGAGACGGUUGGUGUGAAGUGGAGGGGACGUUGUUAGCUUUUCAUUGACGAACAAAUUGACAGUAACCAUUAUGCUUUAAAGGUAAUUAUCAAUUCAUAUCUGCAGAAUGUCACGUGGGAUAAGGACUUUGCUGUCUUCAGUGUGAACAUUGUUGUGCUAGUAUACUCUUGAUAUGCAGCGGUAUGUUUCAGAUGUUGUACUAUUGAUAUUUUUCUUUGCCACACUCUCUUGAAAAGUUUUGGCAUUGUGGAGAAGAUGAUUUUGCAUGUGGAGUGAUCUUAUAGGCAGGAUUUAUCAGGAAGAUCUGUAGGAUCCGUUCUAAAAUGCUGUUAAUGGAACAGUGUGAUAUUUGAUUAAGAAUGUCAAGAUUAAAGAAAAAAAAGGUAUCUGAUAAACAUUGACAGAUUUGUGGUACUGCCAACUUUCAUUACUGCAAAUAUUGAGCUCACCUCUCUAUUUUGUUUUGACUACGAUUUGUUUUACUUUUAAGAUCACAAUGGGAUGGGAUUUUCAAACAAAGAAGGCAACUGUCCUAUUGGACGAUUGUGUUUUAUGUGCUUUUCAUCUAAACACGACUAAACUUCUGCUUACACUUACCAUGAAUAUCUAGUUGAUAUGAUUUCAACCGAUAAUUUGAGAAUUCAAGUUACUCUUAUAAGAAAGCCAUUUGCCUUAGUGAAGAAAGAAUUUAUUGUCUGCAACUUCAUGUCUGUAUUUCUCCACUUGUCUCUGGGUGCUGGACUCUUAUUUUGCACUUCAUGGCACUGAGAAAACUUGACACAUUAAUGUGUAAAGAUCAAAUAGUUAAUUUUUUGCCCAUGUAUUCUUUUUCACAUUGAUGAUGGUAUGAGAAGUUUCAGACUUCAUUAGCUGCAGAAAUUUUUAUGACAUUGUCUGCCAAUGACACUGCAGUCUCAAAUCAAGCAGGUUGAGGAGGUUACCUGUAUUCUCUGGAUUUUAUAGAACUUCCAAUUAGUUGUUCCUUCAGUCUCAAUAGAGUGGUGAUUAGCUGAUUAUCAUACUGAGUAUUUGCUAAGUUGUGUGGAGUUUGGAGCUGUACUUUUAUGAAAUUGACAAGAUGUGGAAUUUGCUAGUGACAAUUUUGUAGUAGGAGUUGUAUGGCUUGCUCGCCUGCUCUGCUUUUAGAUGCAGCCAUACUAUAGUAGUUUGGAGUGAUAUAUUAUUAUUUUAGAAGUCGACAGUCCGGUUCUAAAUAUUUUUGAGUCACUUUUGCUCAUUCUUUCUGAUGUGAUUUUAUUUUAGGCAAGGGUGGAAGAAUGGGUUGCUUGGAGAUGGAAAACCGUGAAGCGUCUGUCGGCAUCCCAUUCACGAAAUCCAUGACCUGAAAGGUACUAAAAGAAGUGAACUUGCAAUAUUGAAUCUAACAGAUAUUAGAGAAGUGUGUUUGUUAUCCCAUCAACGCGAUCUUGAUUUUGGUCCAGAGUUGAGUUGCCCAGUAAUCGAUGAUUUUGAUUGCUUGAA
This is a messenger RNA of Mangifera indica (mango), 4841 nucleotides long. RefSeq names its product cyclin-dependent kinase G-2. Gene Ontology annotation, cellular component: nucleus. The record is from RefSeq and is a predicted model, not a curated record. Gene Ontology annotation, molecular function: cyclin-dependent protein serine/threonine kinase activity; ATP binding. The coding region runs from base 520 to 2577 and encodes 685 amino acids. The transcript has 7 exons. Gene Ontology annotation, biological process: protein phosphorylation; regulation of mitotic cell cycle. NCBI's taxonomy places the organism in Eukaryota, Viridiplantae, Streptophyta, Magnoliopsida, Sapindales, Anacardiaceae.